AUAGAAUACACUGCUAAUGCGUGCAAUAAGAAGGCCGCAAGAUUCAUGUUACGAGCGCGCUCCGCAAGUCUCCGCGGGCCAGCUGUCCGCAACAGCUUGCUCUCAAAUCUCUCGCGCUUGCAGCUUCCUGCUGUCGCACACCCGGCACACCUCGCGGCCCUUCGAGGAAGGCGUUGCGAUGUGACGGCCGCUGCAGCAGCCGGCGGUUUGAGCCCGCAGCGGGCGAAACGCGGGUCAGGCAGCCGCGCCACCAGAAGCCAAUACCAGACAGAAAUUGAAGCAGCAGCAAGCGCGGUGCAAGCAGCGCGGGUGGCCCUGACCGCAGCGCAGAGCGAGGCGCGCCAGCAGUUCACGCGCUCAUACUACUCUUCUUUACACUCGCGUAUAGUCGAUGCUGAAGGAACUUACCAUGAAGCGCUGCUAUCACUUCCUGGGCGCGCCUGAGCAGCAGGCUGCUGCAGCGACAUGGCAGUCCGCGGCGGAGGCUCCGUCUGGGCACGACUUCGAGGUGCUGUGGGAGCUGCUGGAGCCCGAUGAUGAAGGACCCGAGUGGGAGGCGGGACUCUUGCCGCGUGAGCGUGAGCUGCUGCCCGGCGCUGACCCAGGGCUGCUGGCGAGCCGAGCCGCCACCGCGCUCGCGCACUUCUCGACGGUGCCGCGCGCUAUCCGGCGGCUGCUGAGGCUGCGGCCUGGCACCUUGCUGGCCGGCGGCACGUUCCGCGUGGCGUUGCAGCAGCCGUUGAUGGUGAUGGCAUCGUUCCUGGGCUGCAGCCUGCCGGCUACGGUGGUCAUGUGCGCGGAGGAGCCGCGGUUGAUGGAGGUGCCUGUGAUCCAGCUGUCGGCGGCGCGGGAGGCCAUUCGGACGACGAUUCGCGUGGCCUGGUGCCCAUACGAGGAGGAUGACGCUACCGCCGCUGCCGCCACGCUGCUGCUCCGAGCACGGCCCGGCCUGGCUCUCGAGCCAGCCAGCGUGCUGCUGGCCCGGGCCGACACGCUGGCCCUCCUGCACUGGCACGUCCUGGCAGGUCUCGGCGGCGGUGAGCUCAACAGGUGGCUCAACCCGGAGGACGUCACCACAACGACAGCGGGAGUGGCCUACAGUCGCAGCCAGAGCCGCGUCAGCGACAGCCACAGCCGGCGGGGCGGCAUGCCGCAGCCGCCACCGCAUGCAGUGCUGACGCCGUCCGACGCCAAUCGCCUGGCAGCGGCAAUGUCAGUUCCGCUUCACGUCAUGCUGCGCCUGCUGUGGCUGCGUCGCAAACGCGGCAGUUGCGAAUAUGCCACAAGCGUGCUGCGGCUGCGCUGCCGGCACAACGACGCGAAGGCUGCGCUGGCCAGCGCUGCGUCAUGGCCUCGCGAUGCCAGGUGACUGGUGGCACGCGCAGUGGGUGGGUGGGCCGCUGGGCUAUUCAGAUGAGGGGGUUGCAUUUGCACCGUGAAUGUGUUGCACUUGCAUCGCGGAUAUGGGUUGGAGCCUCAAAAGCACACGACAAGGGUCAGAGGUUGCCUAGUCUUGUCUCAUGUA
Messenger RNA from Chlamydomonas reinhardtii, 1525 nucleotides. RefSeq lists its product as uncharacterized. The record is from RefSeq and is a predicted model, not a curated record. Lineage: Eukaryota; Viridiplantae; Chlorophyta; Chlorophyceae; Chlamydomonadales; Chlamydomonadaceae. Bases 410 to 1369 code for a protein of 319 amino acids. The transcript has 5 exons.